CCUCUAUUCUCCCGGAGCACGACCUUCUCUAUCGUAAUGUUGCCCGACUGAAUCAAUCGCUGAAUACCGACAUACUUCUUUCCUCGGCUGCCCGCAAGGCCGCUCUCGCGCCAUCUCCAUUCGCUACUAUAUACUACAUACACUAUGUUGGCCUCACGACUUUUACGUUAUUUCGCUGCGGCGACCGCCUCAUUACAUAUUGGUCAUGUCAAUGCGAUAGACAUGGAUCCCGAUGACCACAAUAGUGUCAAAGCUGCUGCGUCGACCGUUGCUCAUGGUCUCAUGAGCUAUUACCAUGGAAAUGAAUCUGGUCAGCCUGUUGGUUGGCUGCCAAGUCCUUACUACUGGUGGCUCGCCGGUGCCAUGUUUGGAGAGAUGGUAGAAUACUGGUACUAUACCGGUGAUGACACAUACAAUGAUUUGGUCAUUAAAGGCCUGCAGGCGCAGGUUGGCGAUAACCAAGAUUAUGAGCCGCUGAAUGUCACGAAACAGCUGGGCAACGAUGACCAAGACUUCUGGGCAUACGCUGUGCUCAGCGCUGCCGAGCUCAAGUUCCCCGAUCCACCCCAAGGCCAGCCUUCGUGGCUUGCGCUCGCUCAAGCCGUCUUCAACAGGCAAAUUUCGCGAUGGGACGCCCAGACCUGUGGCGGAGGUCUGAGAUGGCAGGUCUUUUCCUUCAACACGGGUUACAAUUACAAGAACAGUGUGUCGAACGGCGGCUUUUUUCAGCUCGCAGCACGUCUAUACAGAUACACUGGAAAUCAAACUUAUUAUGAUUGGGCUGAAAAGAUGUACGAUUGGAUGGAGUCUUCCCCUCUCUUGACAAAAGACUUUCAUGUCUAUGAUGGCACAACUACAGACAACAACUGUACCGACGCAGAUCGUCAUGAAUGGUCCUACAAUGUUGGCAUGAUGAUCGCAGGUUCCGCUUUCAUCUACAACCACACGCAAGAUGAAAAGUGGCUGAAUAGGCUGAACGGAUUCAUCGAUGUUUCCGACAUUUUCUUUCCCUAUAAUGGCGUGAACACCGGCGGUCCGGUCCUUGUCGAAGUCGCAUGCGAGAUCAUAUCAACAUGUAACAAUGACCAGCCAUCAUUCAAAGGCUACCUAGCCCGCUGGAUGGCCCUUGCCGCUCAACUCGUGCCGCAAACAGCAGAUCGAAUCCUGCCAAAACUACACUCUUCGGCAAUCGGCGCAGCAGCACAGUGCUCUGGUGGAACAGACGGCGUGACAUGUGGUCGCCUAUACAAUCAAACUCAAUGGGAUGGUAAAUAUGGUGUAGGCGAACAAAUGAGCUCGCUGGCGGUCAUUAUGACACUCUUAAUCGACACGCAAGCACCCCCUGUCACGGCCAACACCGGUGGCACAAGUGUGGGUAACCCGGCCGCUGGUACGAAGAACAACGAUCCGACGAAUCCGUACGCGAACAUGCCCAUCACCACCGGCGAUCGGGCAGGUGCAGGCAUCUUGACAGCUAUUAUGCUGGCCCUCACGGUCGGUGGUGCGGUCUUCAUGGCCAGUUGAAGGCCUUGCUACGACACAUGUAAAUGUAGAAAAGCUGGGAUAUUGGUAUCUUUCAACGAAGUGCAUGAGACGCCCGAUCACGAGGCGUCAUUAAUUAUUGGUUUUUUGGUAUACCUUGGGGGUUUUGCGCGCAUCCUGCGCAGAUUCGACUGCA
Molecule: messenger RNA, 1678 nt
Organism: Pseudovirgaria hyperparasitica
Lineage: Eukaryota; Fungi; Ascomycota; Dothideomycetes; Acrospermales; Acrospermaceae
Product: mannan endo-1,6-alpha-mannosidase
Exons: 5
Coding region: 145-1524 (459 amino acids)
Biological process (GO): carbohydrate catabolic process; fungal-type cell wall biogenesis
Molecular function (GO): mannan endo-1,6-alpha-mannosidase activity
Source: RefSeq, a predicted model, not a curated record